Messenger RNA from Anisakis simplex (herring worm), 1983 nucleotides. The record is from the annotation of a GenBank genome assembly. Lineage: Eukaryota; Metazoa; Nematoda; Chromadorea; Rhabditida; Anisakidae.
AUGGAAUGCCUGAUGUUGCCGCGUGAAGAUUUGUAUCCCAGAUUGCGGCAUCGUUUGGAUGCGAUCGAAGAGAAGUAUUGUAAUGGUAAACAGAUUAUACAGUUCAGCGAUUUUCUUGAACACGAAGACAAAGGAAAAGAAGGAAGUUUGACAGAAGAAGUGCUAGUUGUUGAUGUUGUCGUGAUGUCAUUCACAAUCAGUGCUCCGAACGCGCAAAUGACGGCAAAUGCUGUGGAUGAGCACAAUCCGCUGAAACGUCCUCUUGUCAUCGACAACAACUCGGUGAUGCUCAAAUGUGCUGCUGUGCAGGAUCCGCUGAGUGUUGUAGGGGUACCGAAGCGAUCAAUGAACGCAAUUGGUUUCCCUCAUUCGUACACGAUGAACAACAGUGCUGACGGUGUCACUUCAUCAGCAAUGAGCUAUCCGAUCGGUUUACUAUCAAAUUCAUCAAUGAUGUCGCAAGCAUGUGCAGCCUCCUCAAUGACAAACACUGUAUCGACGAACAACGUCCUCAGUCCUCUACCUGCUGUUCCGACAGUCAGUGCGCUCACAGGAUGUGGCAGUAAUGCGACAGGCUUGAGCAUACCGCAUUCAAUGCAGUAUCAGUUCGCUGCUCUCGAAGCUCAAGCGAGAUCCCAUCAACACAGCCAAGCACAAGCGGAAUCCUCAAGCAGUGGUGCCCUACUGCUCAAGCAACUCCAAGCGGCACAUCAGCACUCAAUGGCCCAAGCCCAUGCCCGUGCUCAGAUCGAAGCGCAAACAAGAGCACAACUCCAGGCGCACGCUCGAGCGCAACAACUUCAUGCACAGGCACAGGUGCACGCAAGAAUGCAACAGGCUCAAGUUCAGGCCCAAGCACAAGUCCAGGCCCAAGCCCAAGCCCAGGCUCAGGCCCAAGCCCAAGCUCAGGUUCAAGCCCAAACCCAGGCCCAAGCCCAAGCUCAGGCCCAAAGCCAAGUGCAAGCCCAAGUUCAAGCUCCAUCUGAAGCUGAUUUCGCAAGUAAAUCCUCAACUCAUAUGAAUGGUCAAACGGCAGCCCAAAUACAAGCUCAUGCUCUACAACAAGCCCAACAGCAAGCCUUUAUAAUAGCCCGUGAAGCACAACAACAACAACAGCAGCAGCAAAAACAACAAUCGCAACGGCGAGCCUCAAUCUCGGCAAUGCCAACCUCACUAGCAACUGUCAACGACUACUAUGACCACCAUACACAACGAAGGGAUACGGGCAUAUCGGAUUACUUGCUGAGACUCGCCUCAAUUCAGCAGUCGUUCAAUCAUUUCGCCUCAGCUAACACUCUGCCAACCUCAUCUGCGAACAUCACUGCUGAUAAUAACAAUAUAUGUCAACUAUCCCAGGAACAACCGCACUCGCAAGCGCAAACAACCGAUGCUCACAUGUUUACGCAACAGCAACAACAGGUCCUACAGUCUGCUACUGCAACUAAGAAGAGUAAUGGUAAUGAUCCUGAUAAUUAUCAUAAUAUAGUAAAUGUGAUUCAUAGUGAUAAUAAUAACGACAUUGAUAAUAAUGGUAAUCAUAUCACUAAAACUAGUGCUCAUAUGCGACGUCAUUCACAAACGAAUGCAUUUGCAGCACAAACUCAAAGGCAGUUACGUAAUAACACCGCAUCGUCGCUUCACGAUACCCCGAAAGCAUCGUCGAGAAUCUCAAAGAAAGCUGCCGGUCAGAUGAAAGCACAGUCUGGUCUGAAACAUCUACCAAAUCCAACAGCAACGGCAUUAGCGAUGACAUCGCCAAAUGUUACCACGGCGUCGUUGGUACGUAUGCGAAAACCGUCAAUUGGACGACACGAUGAUGGAAGGUAUCAUGACUUUUUGGCUGGUGUCAUGCAAUUAGAGCGACAAAUAAGUGCAAAUUUAGUAACAUCAUCAAACACUUCAUCUGAACAAGCACCUUCCAAUGAUACGUCAGCGGCAAUGCAAUUACCAGGUGCUCAAUCAACAGAAUGGUUUGAUGAGUAG